Molecule: messenger RNA, 1884 nt
Organism: Paecilomyces variotii
Lineage: Eukaryota; Fungi; Ascomycota; Eurotiomycetes; Eurotiales; Thermoascaceae
Product: mitochondrial inner membrane protein Mitofilin
Exons: 3
Coding region: 1-1884 (627 amino acids)
Biological process (GO): cristae formation
Cellular component (GO): MICOS complex
Source: RefSeq, a predicted model, not a curated record
AUGCUGCGCUCUGCGAUCGUCCCGAGCCGGCAGCUGCUCUCGUAUCCGGCUCGCCAGCGUGCAGCGACACAAUGGCUGCCCAGAGCUGGUGUGAACGGCCGGAUCUCCGGCCAGCGAUACUUCGCAGACCCGGCGCACCAGCCGCCUGUCGCCCCGACGCCUGCCACGCCCUCGUCUGACACGACGAUUCCUCCAGAGAACGUACCCAAGCUCCCGCCAACCCCGAGUACGCAGGGUCAGAGAUCUCCCCCGUCUACAGUACAGCCGCCAGAAUCUCCUACUAAGACCCCUGUAGGAAACACUACUCCGCCGCCUCCCCCGCCCCCAGCACGCAAGAAGGGUGGUUUCCGGCGGUUUAUCCUGUACCUGAUCCUCACUUCCGGACUCGCCUACGGCGGUGGUGUGUGGCUAGCUCUGAAGUCGGACAACUUCCACGAUUUCUUCACCGAAUACGUCCCCUACGGAGAGGAAGCUGUUCUCUACUUCGAAGAGCGCGAUUUCUACCGCCGGUUCCCGAACGCCACGAGACACCCUAACCGUCUGCCUCCUAUCGAGAGAGAGCCGGGAAACAAGGUCACCAUUCCUAGCAAAAGCGGGCUUUCCUGGAAGGUCUCUGAGCAAGAGGCAGCUGAUGCUACAAAGGCUGAAAAGGCUGAGAAGAAGCCUACUAUUCAGAAGGCUAAGGAAGAUACGGCUGCCAAGAAGCCUGCAACCCAGGAAGCACCGAAGGAGGAGGCUAGAAAACCCGCCGUUUCUUCUGUCUCGACUCUCGAGCUGCUGAAUGUGAAGGAGGGCGAUGAGCCUAUCGUGCAGGAGCUAGUGAAGACCUUCAAUGACAUUAUUACGGUCAUCAGUGCUGAUGAGGCUGCCGGCAAGUUCUCGGCCCCGAUUGAGAAGGCCAAGAACGAGCUGCAGAACAUUGGAGAGAAGAUUACCGCUCUGAGGACCGAUGCCCAGCGUGCGGCCGAAGAACAGAUCAAGAAGGCCCACGAGGAGUUUGAAGAAUCCGCCAAAGAACUCAUCCGCCGCAUCGACGAAGCGCGUGCCGCAGAGGCUGCCCAGUACCGUGAGGAAUUUGAAUCUGAGCGCGAGAAGCUGGCCCAUUCUUACCAGGAAAAGCUGAACACCGAGCUUCAACGCGCGCAGGAGGUUUCUGAGCAGCGUCUGCGGAAUGAGCUUGUUGAGCAGGCCAUCGAGCUCAACCGCAAGUACCUCAAUGACGUGAAGGAACUGGUCGAACGGGAGCGUGAGGGUCGUCUGUCUAAGCUCAGUGAACUCACCGCUAGCGUCAACCAGCUGGAGAAGUUGACGACCGACUGGAGCGACGUGAUUGACAUCAACCUGAAGACCCAGCAGCUCCAGGUGGCUGUUGAUGCUGUCCGCUCCGCCCUCGAGCGUCCCGACAUGCCCAGACCGUUCGUCCGUGAACUGGUUGCCGUCAAGGAGCUUGCCGCUGAUGACCCUGUCGUCUCUGCAGCCAUCGCUUCCAUCAACCCUACCGCUUACCAGCGUGGUAUUCCUUCCUCUGCCCAGAUCGUCGACCGCUUCCGCCGUGUCGCCAACGAAGUGCGAAAGGCCAGCCUUCUUCCCGAGAACGCUGGUAUCGCCAGCCACGCGGCUAGCUUGGUUCUGAGCAAGGUGAUGUUCAAGAAGGAAGGUGUUGCCACCGGUAACGAUGUGGAGAGCAUCCUUACCCGUACCGAGAACCUCCUGGAGGAGGGUAACCUGGACGCCGCAGCCCGCGAGAUGAACUCCCUUCAGGGAUGGGCUAAGAUUCUGAGCAAGGACUGGCUGGCUGACGUGAGAAGAGUAUUGGAAGUGAGACAGGCUCUCGAGGUCAUUGAGACUGAGGCCCGUCUUCAGUGCUUGAGAGUCGAGUCAUAG